UGACAAAAUGGAAACCAGCAGGAGUGUGAGGAGACCUGAAAGUGGCACAUGGCAGAGUGGGAGCAAUGGGAGGCGGUACAGGGACCCAGGUCACACUGUGGGCCCAGCAGCAGCGUGACCAGGCGGUACGGGGGCCCAUGGCAGAUUUGGGGCCUGGCAGCACCUAUGGGAGGCCUGUAACCUGCCAGCAACCUAUGACAAAAUGGAAAACCGCAGGAGUGUGAGGAGACCUCAAAGUGGCACAUGGCAGAGUGUUGGCGAUGGAGACAGCAGCAAUGGGAGGCCGUACAGGGACCCAUUGAGAGACUCUGGACCUGGGCAGCAGCAUGA
Molecule: messenger RNA, 330 nt
Organism: Staurois parvus
Lineage: Eukaryota; Metazoa; Chordata; Amphibia; Anura; Ranidae
Source: the annotation of a GenBank genome assembly